Molecule: messenger RNA, 5542 nt
Organism: Falco peregrinus (peregrine falcon)
Lineage: Eukaryota; Metazoa; Chordata; Aves; Falconiformes; Falconidae
Gene: SYK
Product: spleen associated tyrosine kinase
Exons: 14
Coding region: 358-2268 (636 amino acids)
Biological process (GO): positive regulation of alpha-beta T cell proliferation; positive regulation of B cell differentiation; positive regulation of cell adhesion mediated by integrin
Cellular component (GO): cytoplasm; extrinsic component of cytoplasmic side of plasma membrane
Molecular function (GO): ATP binding; non-membrane spanning protein tyrosine kinase activity; signaling receptor binding
Source: RefSeq, a predicted model, not a curated record
AGGGGCCGCGGGCUGCGGCCGGGCGCUCUCCCGCCGCCCGAGGGACGGGUCGGGGGCGCGGUGGCUGCGCCCGCUGCGGAGGCGGGAGCGCGCCGACACCCCGUUGAGGAAGUGGCCGCCGCUGCGAGAGAAAACGAGGAAGCGGCGGCACCGGCGGGCGCUACGCGCGGGUCCGGCCCCGCUCCCGGCCGUACCCUGACCCGGCCCGGCCCGGGCGCCCGAGGGCCGACGCCCCCCCCGGUUCCCUCCGGGCUGCAGCGGCAGGAGCCGCCGGGCGGCGAGUGGCAGCGGCGCGGUGCGGAGCGACCCGCGGGGGAGCGGUGAGAUAGUAAAUUUGCUACUUGGAAAAGAGAAAACAUGGCUUCCAACACAACGAACCCUGCUAACCAUUUGCCGUACUUCUUUGGGAACAUUACACGUGAAGAAGCCGAGGAGUAUCUGAUGCAAGGAGGCAUGAGUGAUGGACUAUACUUGCUCCGCCAAAGUCGAAAUUACCUGGGAGGCUUUGCCUUAUCCUUGGCCCAUGGAAGGAAGGUUCAUCAUUACACAAUUGAGAGGGAGCUGAGCGGCUCAUAUGCUAUUGCAGGAGGCAAGUCACACGCCAGUCCUGCUGAACUCGUUAACUAUCACUCAGAGGAAGCAGAUGGCCUUAUCUGUCUCCUGAGAAAACCUUUCAGCAGACCACCAGGCGUUCAACCCAAAACUGGACCCUUUGAAGAUUUGAAAGAGAAUCUCAUCAGAGAGUAUGUCAAGCAAACUUGGAAUUUGCAGGGGCAUGCUCUUGAACAAGCUAUCAUUAGUCAAAAGCCUCAGCUGGAGAAGCUGAUUGCCACAACAGCCCAUGAGAAGAUGCCGUGGUUCCAUGGGAGGAUCUCUCGGGAAGAAUCAGAACACCGUAUCCUCAUUGGGUCAAGAAACAAUGGAAAAUUUCUUAUCCGAGAAAGGGACAGCAAUGGUUCCUAUGCCCUGUGCCUGCUGAAUGAUGGAAAAGUACUGCAUUACCGUAUUGACAGAGAUAAAACAGGAAAGCUCUCCAUACCGGAUGGAAAAAGAUUUGACACCCUCUGGCAGUUAGUUGAGCAUUAUUCAUACAAACCAGAUGGAUUGUUAAGGGUUCUUACCAUUCCCUGUCCACAGCUCGGCUCAGAAAAUGAUAACAUUGUUUUUAACACUUGCCCUCCUCUUCCUGGAACUCCUUCUAAGACUUGGGCAGGAGGUGGAAUUAUCUCAAGACUCAAAUCGUACACCUUUCCAAAGGCUGGCAGCAAAAAGCUUCAGACAGCUAUUGGUCACCUGCCUGAUGAAGCACCUUUUAAUCCUUAUGUGCUGCAAAGGAAGAGAGGUCUUACAGGAGCAGGAAAAGGUGAUCAGAGAGAGGCCUUACCCAUGGAUACUGAGGUCUAUGAAAGUCCAUAUGCUGAUCCAGAUGAAAUGAAACCAAAAAAUGUCACUCUUGACAGGAAAUUGUUAACCUUGGAGGAAGGAGAACUUGGCUCUGGCAACUUUGGUACUGUAAAGAAAGGGUUCUAUAAAAUGAAAAAGGGUGCCAAGCCAGUGGCUGUAAAAAUUCUUAAGAAUGAGAGUAAUGAUCCAGCCGUAAAGGAUGAAUUACUGAGAGAAGCAAAUGUUAUGCAGCAACUGGAUAAUCCGUAUAUUGUCCGAAUGAUAGGCAUAUGUGAAGCUGAGGCCUGGAUGUUAGUAAUGGAAAUGGCUGAACUUGGGCCAUUGAACAAAUUUUUGCAAAAAAAUAGACAUGUCACGGAGAAGAAUAUAACAGAGCUGGUUCAUCAGGUUUCCAUGGGAAUGAAAUACCUGGAGGAGAAUAACUUUGUUCAUAGGGAUCUGGCUGCAAGGAAUGUACUACUAGUCACCCAACAUUAUGCCAAAAUUAGUGACUUUGGACUUUCUAAAGCUCUUAGUGCUGAUGAAAAUUAUUAUAAGGCACAGAGUCAUGGAAAAUGGCCAGUCAAGUGGUAUGCUCCAGAAUGCAUGAAUUUCUACAAAUUUUCUAGCAAAAGUGAUGUCUGGAGCUUUGGGGUUUUAAUGUGGGAAGCUUUCUCUUAUGGGCAAAAGCCAUAUAAGGGAAUGAAGGGUGGUGACGUUGCGCAGAUGAUUGAAAGAGGAGAACGAAUGGAACGUCCUGAAGUCUGUCCAACAGAAGUCUAUGAUCUAAUGAAAUUGUGUUGGACAUACAAUGUUGAGGACCGACCAGGAUUUGUUGCAGUCGAGCUGAGAUUACGUAACUACUAUUAUGACAUUUCCCACUAACAGCAUGAAGAACAGCAGCUUCCUUGCCUCCAGCCAACAUGCUCUGAUAAGCAGUUCAGUUUCUGAACCAAAUGACUUAGAUUUUUGUACUGCCACUUUCACCCUGCAAAGCUCAGAGCUAAACCCUCUGUCUGCAGGCUUGCCUUUUCUUGCCUUCUGUACAACAUCCAGCCCUGGAAUAGUGUUGAAAGUGCAGACGCCCCAAAGCAGGGAGCAAGGAUGUCAGAGCAGAUGCUUAUACUUUUGCUACGUUCCAUUUAAUUUUAUUUACACUUUUAUUGACAUUAUAUUUUGUUGUCAUGUAAAAACCAUUUAAUGUCUUUCAGACCUCUUCCUCUCCUGUACUUGAAUGUGGAUAGGAAUUUAGAUUCUUGUUAUUAAUAUUUUUAGCCCUCAAAUGCAUUAAGAGUUGUUUCCAGCUUUCCAGCUCCCCAGUGAGGAAUACCAUAAAUGUUUCUCACUGUGCAAGAAAUUUACUGUGAAAGUGUGUCUGUUGCUUUGACUGAUAGCGGAUUUGAUUUUACCCCCACGCCCCUUUAAAAUCAAUUGUGUUCUUUUCAGUAGUAAUGUAGGCAGAGGGGAACUGGGAGAUGUGAAUUUCUAACAUCAUCACCUCUUUUAAAUGUGACUAAGUUCUGUUCCUUAUCUCAUGUGGAAGCCCAGCUGCCCCUCAAGGAUUUAUCUUUUUUUUGGUGAAACCUGGGAACUCAGGGGCUUCCUCUUCCCUUGGAACAAAACAUAUUGGCACCUAAGACAAUGAUUGUGGUUUUAACGUAAUCUCCAUCACUGUAUUCCUGAAAAGAUAGCUGUACAGUGAAAGAUGACAGAGCAGCAGCUUACUUUCUCUGUGCUGUUUCAGCCUUCUCCACAUAGCUUCAUCUUUUCCAUAUAUCUCUUUGGUUAUAACAAAGCUGCUUGUGUUGUGUUUUAGACAGCAAUAAUUCCUUUCUUUUUUCAAACCUUUAUUGCAAAGCGUUGUAACAAUUCACCACACCUUAUCAUAUCUAAAGCUAAAUUUCACGCCUAGCUCAAAUGUUUUAAAACAGGUGUGUGGACAUCAAGUUUACUUUUGUCCACUCCUAAAUGUUAGUAUUUGUCCUGUUAUUAACUUCUGUGAGCAUCUCAGGAGAAGGUUUUUGUCUUACCACUCUUUUGUAGUGCACCAUACAUCUCCAUUAAUGUGCAAGUAUAGCAAUAGUAAUAACAAAUAAUGUAAUCAACUUCUGAUUCUGUUUUCCCCUUUAUGCUUUGUUUGUCCAAUCUCAUUUUAAGUAUUACAGAUAUCAAAAAUUUCUAUCAUUUAUUACUCACUAGCAGCUAGCUACUUUACUGGCAUUUACAUUACCUUAGGAGUCUACAUGCAUUGUAUCUACUAGAUAUAGAGAUUUUAGAAGAAUAUGAAGAAUAAGAUUUAGAGUUAGAUAUAUUUAUUGCAUAUGACUGGUUAGAACAUAUGUGUUUAAUUAUGUGAAGAGGGUAUUCUUAGAGGUGCAGUGAUAUUUUUUUCUCUAGCAAGGAAACUGGUUGGGCAAUUACAGUAAGAAAGUGUGAAAUAAUUUUCAUGAAAGAGAUCAGUAUAAACAAAUGUAGGAGUUACUGCUGUGUUUUUGUUUUUGUUUUCUUUUUACUAGAUUUCUGGUCUAUUUUGCAAAAAAAUCUGGUGACUUUUGGUAAUUUAAUCUUGGGUAUCCAGUACAAGACACUUCAUGCUACUGAAAGAUAUUGAGUGCAAUAGACCACCACCACAAAUGUGACCAAGAUGAUUUUUUUGUUGUUGUUUUUAAGAAACAUUUUUCUACAAGAACAGCUUGUGAAGAAGUUAGCCAUAGUUAUAUGUAGGUGUUUUGUCACUUCAGUCCUGUUACAGAGAAAUUGUUAGCUCUACAUGUGCAAUUAGUAUGUUCAUGGGGAUAUUACUUAUAAACAAAUUGCACAAAUCUCUGCUAGUCAGUGAGUGGCAAUGCUCAGUUUCCCUGAGAAAUCAAUCUAUCUGUCUGUCUGUCUAUCUAUCUAUCUAUCUUUAAAAUAUAUAUAUCUUUAAAAGUUUUAUCUGAUGCAAAAAGGCUGGAGGAAUAUUUUUUUUUCCCCUCUCUUCUGAGUGAAUGUCAUUUUCUGGUGUUACUUGAUUAUUUUUAGCUUUACUGUUAUGUAAUAAAAGUUUACAAUGAGAAGAUAAAGUAUUGUGAAAGAAAUUGAUUAGGUUUUCAAUUGAAAUUAAAGACACUGUUUUACAAAAUACAUUGUUUUAACAAGAAUCCUUUAAUAUUUAAGUGCUUUCUAAAAAAUGCUGAUGCUGGGCAGAGCAUGUAUAUUUACUGAGUUAUUGUGAUUGUUGUGAAAAAUUAAGAUUCCCCUAUUGACACUGAAAGGUACCUGACACAACAGAUAAGCCCACUGAAGCCUGGGCUGCUUUUGAAGCUAUUCAGGGCUAGCAGGAAAAUCUCCUAAAAUAUGCAUGUUGUUAUUACACAUAAGCCUUUUCAAGUGCGUAGAAACUCUGGCCUAACUGUUCUACCUUCCCACUUGCGGGACUGCACCAUCAACUGAUACGAAGGGGCUUUUGUCUUUUGGCAGUCUGGGUUUGGGUGUCUUUUUAUUUUUAGAUCGACUCAUGUCAAGUGUGCCAUUCAGCAGUGUAGCCCCACAAGUAAUUGUCACAGCAGAGUUUGGGGGUAGCGAACUGCAGCAUGGAGGAUGGAGGGCUGGUGUGAGUAACCUGGAGAAGAAGCAGAUGAUAACAUGUAUGAAGGGUUUUCCAGUGGAGCAAAACACAGCAUGACUACAACUUUGGUUAGGAUUCAAACCUACAAAACCGUGGAGUAUUUCCAGAGCAUGGGAGGCCAUGCACCUUUACGGAGAAGACCCACCCAAACUUCUGGAAAACACCGGCGCAAUCUCCACCUGCUUCAAACACUAUGCAGAAAGGAGACUUUUAAUCAGACCAUGGAAAGUAGCCGUAGCUGUCACACCUGAAAUAGUCACAAUCGAAAUGGCAGGUUUGAUGAAGAGCCCUUGGGAGAGUGGGCUGUGGGGCUGUGCAGCCCGACCCUGCCAGGAGGUGGCAAUGCCCAAACGUGGCUGGACUGAUGCCCCUGUUGGAGUGUUUCUGGCACUCUGCCUCCUGCCCAGCAGCUGCUGUGCCUCUGCAGUACAGGGGAACUUGUUCAGCCAUUUGCUGCUUGCUGUGAAGCAAAGGUCCAUGUGAAAACAAAUUGUCAGUGAUUUCUAUCGUGAAUGGUUAGCUGUGGAUGAUUAAUAAAGAAUUCUGAGACUG